Molecule: messenger RNA, 1848 nt
Organism: Ostrinia furnacalis (Asian corn borer)
Lineage: Eukaryota; Metazoa; Arthropoda; Insecta; Lepidoptera; Crambidae
Exons: 2
Coding region: 1-1803 (600 amino acids)
Molecular function (GO): zinc ion binding; nucleic acid binding
Source: RefSeq, a predicted model, not a curated record
AUGGGCACCCGGAGCGGUACUGCCGGUCCGCUGAAGCGUACUGCGGCAAGUGCUGCAGCACGGAACACCGAUCCGCCGAAUGCACUGUGGAGACUCCACGUUGCGCUACCUGCACCCGUUUCAAGAAGCCGGGUGCAGAGGGACACACCACCGCAUCUCCGCAGUGCCCAGCGCGUGUCUUCGCCGAGAGCCGCAUGGUUGCCGCCACCAACUAUAGCGUUCGCUAGCGGGAUUCUUCGGGUAGGGCAGAUUAACCUGGCGGGCGCGGCGCUUGCCACGGAGGAGCUGCCGGCGCUGGCGCGCGAGCUGGGACUCGACAUCGUUCUAACCCAAGAACAAUACUCGAGGUCCCAGUUCAUCAUCCAGACCGGCCCCACCUCCCGUGCGGGCGUCUUCGUCUGCCGGCCGGACCUAACCGUCGCUGCGCUUCACCACCUGUCCACGGUCGAUUGCUUCGUCGUGCAUGUGCGGGAGGUCGAUGCCUAUCUGGUAUCGGCCUACUUCAAGUACGGCGACAGCAUCGACCCGCACCUUGAACACAUGGAGAUCGUCAUGGAGGCCCUGCGCGCANUCGAAGAGCUGCUGCAGAUGGCAUGCCAGAGGGCCGUCGACUCGGCGGCUAAACUCCUCGACGCCAGAUUGGGGGAUCUGGAGAGCCGUCUGCCGCCCCAGAAGACCCUCCGCCCCCCGCUCGCGGCCGAUAGAAAGACUCCCCCGGCCCCUACGGAGGGCCCAACCCCAGCGCCAAGGCCAGCCCCCGGGCCAAGGAAGACACGCCCGACAAGGCCGCAACCCCCAUCCCAGCCGGAACCAGUAGCUUCCAGCCAAGAGGUCCAGACGGCGCCCUCAUCGGCUCCUCCAGCCGAAACAUGGGCCACCGUGACACGGAAGGGGAAGAAGAAGAAACCCAAGACUGCCGCCGCUUCCCAACCGGUCCCUGCGCCCAGGACGGCUUCAACGGCGCCGAAACCGAAGCCCAAGCGGGUGAAACUGACCCCUCCCCGCAGCGCGGCCAUCGUGGUGACGCUGCAGCCAGAGGCGGCAAAGAGGGGGUCUACCUACAAGGAGGUGCUCACCAAGGCCAAGGCUGCAGUGGACCUGUCCGAGCUGGGUAUCCCCAGCAUAAAGGUCACUGACUCGGCGACCGGAGCUCGUCUUAUCGAGGUUCCUGGCGCUGAGUCCAGAGAAAAGGCCGACAAGCUGGCGGACAAACUGAAGGCGGUUCUCGGUGGCGACGUGACUGUCACCAGACCUGAGAAGCGCGCGGGCGUGCGCAUCUCUGGCCUGGACGAGUCCGUCACCAGGGAGGAGGUCGCCGAAGCAGUGGCCAACAAGACGGGUUGCUCUCUGGAAGCUGUCAGAGUGGGGGAGAUCCGGCGCAGCUCCCGUGGAGAGGGUAUAGCCACACUCAGCUGCCCGGUUGUUGCGGCCAAGGCACUGUCGGAGGCCGGCCGCUUCCUGAUUGGGUGGACCUCGGCCCGUGUCCAAAUCUUGGAGGCCCGACCCAUGCGCUGUUUUAAGUGCAUGGGGCUUGGACACACCCGACAGCUGUGCCCUUCUUCGGCUGACCGCAGUGGCCUGUGCUUCCGGUGUGGUAAUCCGGGGCACAAGGCCGCCGAAUGUUCGGCAAAGGACGCGCGCUGCGCUGUUUGCGCUGAAGCCGGCCGCGAUGCCAGCCAUCACAUGGGGGGUAGGAAUUGCAACCCCCCGCAAACAAGAGGGAAGACAGCCGCAGGGGCUCUGGUCCCCCUGGUAGAGGAGCACCAUGAGCAGUGCGAGGAGGCAGACAUGCUCGAUGGGUAGUCGCCAAAUCUGCCUCCUCCAGGGGAACCUUAACCACGCUGCUGG